Messenger RNA from Drosophila eugracilis, 941 nucleotides. RefSeq names its product DNA-directed RNA polymerase III subunit RPC8 (gene Polr3H). Gene Ontology annotation, cellular component: RNA polymerase III complex. The coding region runs from base 96 to 818 and encodes 240 amino acids. NCBI's taxonomy places the organism in Eukaryota, Metazoa, Arthropoda, Insecta, Diptera, Drosophilidae. The transcript is spliced from 3 exons. Gene Ontology annotation, biological process: DNA-templated transcription; transcription initiation at RNA polymerase III promoter. The record is from RefSeq and is a predicted model, not a curated record.
AUACUAUACCUACACAUGGCAAGACAACAAAAAUUCUCAUUCAAAACAAUAAACGACCAAAAGUUUUGAAUUUUAUAUCUUAACAAUUGGCCGACAUGUUCGUGCUGGCGGAGCUGAAGGAUAAUGUACGGAUCGCGCCGGACCAGUUUCAUCUGAAGUUGGAGGACGCCGUGCGUGACGAAAUCGACCGCAAGCUGGCCAAUAAGGUCCUUCUUAAUGUUGGCCUGUGCAUUGCCCUGAAGGAUAUUGUUUCUUUGAAAGACUCGAUAAUACUGCCUGGCGACGGUUCAUCACAUACCGAGGUGCUUUUCCGGUACGUCGUCUUCCGACCAAUGGUAGGCACCGUAAUCACCGGAAAGAUACGAAAAUGCAGCCGAGAAGGCGUCCACGUGACACUGGUCUUUUUUGACGACAUCCUUAUCCCACAUGCCGCCCUUCAGCAUCCCUCCCGUUUUGAUGAGGCCGAACAGGCCUGGGUCUGGGAAUAUCCAUUAGAGGACGGCGAAAAGCACGAUCUCUUCAUGGAUGUGGGCGAGCCCAUCAAGUUUCGUGUAUCACGCGAGAUCUUUGAGGAAACAUCACCAAUUGGACCGCCUAAAGCAGAAGCUCAGUCACAGCAGGCAGCCAGUACAUCCUCUGCUGCAUCAGCUGCAUCACAGGAAACGAAGACACCGUACAGGCUUAUUGGUGCCAUUAACGAAUCCGGCCUGGGCGUGCUCUCCUGGUGGGAUCAGCAGGGCAAGGACGAAGAACAGGACGAAGAGGAAGACGAAGAGUAUGACAACGACGAGGACGGCGAAGGCGCCUGUGAAGAAUGACGCAGAUGUACUAACUCAACUGUUACUAUUUAUAAGAACUCGUUUUUAAUGGAAAAAGUUAUGAAUGGUUGAUUACAAAGCCUGAUUUCGAACUAAGUUAUGAUAAAAACACAUUUAAAUUCA